Molecule: messenger RNA, 1089 nt
Organism: Cyanidioschyzon merolae strain 10D
Lineage: Eukaryota; Rhodophyta; Bangiophyceae; Cyanidiales; Cyanidiaceae
Product: similar to transcription initiation factor TFIID, subunit TAF7
Exons: 1
Coding region: 1-1089 (362 amino acids)
Biological process (GO): transcription initiation at RNA polymerase II promoter; RNA polymerase II preinitiation complex assembly
Cellular component (GO): transcription factor TFIID complex
Molecular function (GO): RNA polymerase II general transcription initiation factor activity
Source: RefSeq, a predicted model, not a curated record
AUGGAUGCGCCUCAGGAGAGUCACUUUAUUCUGAGGUUGCCUGAGCGUCUGGCAAAGCGCUUGCGAGACGCGUUGGAGGCGAGCGCAUGGGAUACUGUCGAGGACGCUACUACCAGCGUCGGCGGGCGACGUACAGUAGCUGCCACCGCUGUUGAUUCGGUCGACCAGGGGUUUUCCAGUGCUGGCAACAGUCUAGCUGCAGAUAAUACUGGUCAGGCGAGCACGCGGCAGUUGCUGGCGUCGACGAAGACCGAACAGUUUUGGUUGGUUUUCUUUCCGGAAAAUCGCAAUGGCCGUCUAGCUGCGCUUCGUAUCGGGAACGAAACGCAGUACGAAGAGCACUUUGGCUUCAUGUUCGAUCUUCCGUGCAUAGUGGAGUCAUGGAAGACUUUAGACGGCCGCACAGUGUACAAGUGCGCGGACGUGCACCAAAUCCUUCAGAUCUACGAAGACCCGAAGGAUCUGCCGACCGGCACAGAAGAGACCCUUGGGGACGGAUUAACGCCCGCUAGUCGUGGCUUCCUUGAACGCCAUCGGCCAGAAGAACCCAAGUAUUCGGCGAUAGAGGUGGCGCAGCAUGAGGAAAUCAUCAAGUAUGCGCUGGACUUUCGAAAACCGUGGAAUGGGCCGAUGCCAGUCUCAGUGGAUGUUGACGAAGAGGUCGUAGAGGAGGAGAUCUGGGUGCCGCUUCCCAAAGAGGAGAUGCCAAAGCCGCCAGAAGCAUCAGUCAUAACCCAAGCAAGUGCUUCUGUGGCGAAUAUGGAGAAGCUGCCGAAUGAAACACCUCGUGAGGCAGCGCCGGUAUCUCUCCCAACGGAAACGGAUCAGCUUGCGUCUGAGCUUGAAGAGGCGCUCCUGCAGGACUCUGAACCCGCGACCACGGAAGAAAGGCCCUCUGCGACGGCCGUUAGUGCCGCACGCCAGGCGGAACAGGCUCGAAAGGAUCUUCUCCGCCGCAAUUUAGAGCAGCGGAUUGCGGAACUGGAGCGGGAGAUCAGUCGUAUCGCGAACCCUCUUUUGCGCUCAAGAGUCCAGCGUCGCUUGGAACAGACGAAAGCGGAGCUAGAUCAGCUGAAUGCGGCUGAUUAA